AUGAAGUUCCAAACCUCUACUGCCCUCGCGGCCCUCGUCGCCUUCGCCGUCGCCGAGGUGCCCCAGGAGCACUCGCACGAGAAGUACCUCCGCGCUGUCAACGCCCUCCUCAAGCAGGACAAUCCCAUGAACAUCCAGGACGCCGUCUUUGGUCUGCUCGGCAACGCCGCCGCUGCCAAGGGCGCGGGUGAUGUCACGAACCUCGACUGCCUGCACCAGGCGACUGCGGACUCGGCCUUCAGCACCGCCAAGGCGGCCGGUGACGUCGACGGCAUGGCCAGCGCACUUGUCUUCGCGGCUGUGGAGAGAAACACGGGAUCCGUGGGCCUGAAGAGCGUGACGUGCACCGACAAGGCCACAAACCCCGAGAUCGCGGCCAUCAGCCAGCACCAGGACCCCGCCUCGGACGGCGCGGCCGCGGAGAACAAGGCCAUCACAUUGGAGUUGGCCAAGCAGCUUGCGGCGGUCGGCGCGGACCCCCAGCUUGCGCUUGAUUCCGGCACCUUUGCCCCUGGAGAUGUCAACGACAACACCGGAGCCGGAAACACUUGCGACGAUGCCAACGAUGCUGAAGGAUGCAUCUUCACUCAGAACCUGAUCGUUAAGGAUGCCACUCCCGAGGAGAUUGACGCUGCUGUGGCCGGAACCGGCGCUGCCGCCGGUAACUCCACCGAGACCGCAACCAACUCCACGUGCUCCGCGGGCAAAAAGUCCAAGUCCAAGGCCAAGGCUAAGGCCAAGGCCACCCGCACCACUGUCCUCCCCAAGUCCGUCCUGUCUGAGCGCCAGAACAACGACGCCAACAACGGCACCGGCUCCGCCACCGGAACCACCAACGUCCAGACCUUCACCGGCGACCUCGGCGGCCCCGCCCCGCCCGUGAACUCGGACGCCGCGGCCGACAAGCCCUUCGAGGUCAACGGCUCUACCUUUCUCAACGCCGGCGCCGCCCUGCAGCGCUCGUGCGCCGUGCAGCACAACGCCUGCGCCGACGAGGCCAACUCGGGAGCCGACUUUAGCGUCGCCGACUGCGGCGCGCAGGAGGACGAGUGCCUCGCCGCCGCGUCCCUCAAGAAGUUCCGCCGCUCGGCCGGGCCCGGCCACCGCAUGCGCAUCGCGACGCGGAUGAUCCAGGAGCGUCAGGCUCUGGACUUCGGCUCGUGCCAGGACCCCAGCAUCGAGUUCGCCACGGGCCUCGACGGGCGCAAGGAGGCCUCGUUCGCCCCCGCCGGCGACUUCGAGCACGGCUCGGCGCUCAAGAUCGACGUCAUCAGCAGCUUCAUCUGCGGCCAGCUGCAGUCCAAGUGCAAGGCCGACGCCGCUGCAGUCUCCGCCUGCCAGCAGGGCCAGGCUGCGGCGAAGAGUCUCACGGGCCAGGCUGCUGCCGACGCCUUCAACUCCGCCUUGGGCGUCUGA
Molecule: messenger RNA, 1416 nt
Organism: Colletotrichum spaethianum
Lineage: Eukaryota; Fungi; Ascomycota; Sordariomycetes; Glomerellales; Glomerellaceae
Exons: 2
Coding region: 1-1416 (471 amino acids)
Source: RefSeq, a predicted model, not a curated record